Messenger RNA from Diospyros lotus (date-plum), 964 nucleotides. RefSeq lists its product as uncharacterized. The record is from RefSeq and is a predicted model, not a curated record. NCBI's taxonomy places the organism in Eukaryota, Viridiplantae, Streptophyta, Magnoliopsida, Ericales, Ebenaceae. The transcript is spliced from 6 exons. The coding region runs from base 171 to 761 and encodes 196 amino acids.
CGUGUCCGCACGCAACGGCAUCCUCCUCCAGCAGCAGCAGCAGGUGAGAACUCCUGGAAAGCAGAUGGCCUCCAAUGGACGAACAGAGGAAUCGAGAAGGAAACUUUAGGGUUUUCUCUUACUAGGCUUCCGGGGGUGGCAAUUUUCUCAGCGCCGAGAAAGUUCGGGAAAUGGCGAGAAACGAGGAGGGGGAGGGCUCGUAUAGAGGUAAUAAUGGUUCUGAGACGGCCACCAUCAGAGUCAGAGCGAGGCCGGAUCCUUUCUUGGUCGUUUUCCGAUGCUUCAGCUUCAUCACGGCUAUGGUAGCCAUUCUUUGCAUUGUCGUCAACGUUCUCUCUGCUGUGCGUUCCUUCAAGAACGGAUCAGAUAUAUUUGAUGGCAUAUUUCGGUGUUAUGCCGUUGUGAUUGCAUUCAUCGUCGUCGUUGCUGAGACAGAAUGGGGAUUCAUCAUGAGGUUUUGGAAGGUGUUGGAAUAUUGGGCUGGCAGGGGUAUGCUGCAGAUCUUUGUUGCUGUAAUGACAAGAGCUUACCCUGAGGACUCUGGCAAGCAGGAGCUUAUCCUUCUCCAAAACAUAUCAUGUUAUGCACUUCUUGCCUGUGGUGUUGUUUAUAUUAUUUCGGGAAUUUUAUGUAUGGGCCGUAUCAAACGUGCUCGCCAAAAGAAAGAAUUAUCAAGGGAGCAAGCCGUUAAGGAUCUGCAGGAGUUAGAGCAGCGAAGAGAGGAGCUUGAAGCUUUGUUGUUGGCUGAAGAAAGAACCUGAGAGGCUGAGGCUGGGGACGGGGGCAAUUCAAGGCCACCCAUUCUCAGGCUUCAACAGCGGCCAUAAAAUGAAACUGAUAGUUACAGAUUACCAAUGUUUGUUCUUUGUGUAUGGUGUAAGGUUUUAUAAUGUAGCUUCCUUGUAACAGAGAGUUGGAAAAGCAUAGUUAAUGAUCCUUCUUGCUGUUUUGGAUUUUAAGCUAA